Dichomitus squalens LYAD-421 SS1 is the source of this 417-nucleotide messenger RNA. RefSeq lists its product as uncharacterized. The transcript has 2 exons. The record is from RefSeq and is a predicted model, not a curated record. NCBI's taxonomy places the organism in Eukaryota, Fungi, Basidiomycota, Agaricomycetes, Polyporales, Polyporaceae. The coding region runs from base 1 to 417 and encodes 138 amino acids.
AUGUCGGGCUUUUCGACAAUCUCAUCACCGUCCAAAUCACAGAACGUUACUGAUACUCAAUGGUCUCAACGUCGCGUUCACCAUAUCCUCAGUGAGUACACCGUCACAGUACCAUCGGACUCGUCCGAGUCCAGUCAGGUCGCAGGAAAUGACGCACUUGAGCCAUCGAACCUCAUUAGUGUCUUCGAGGAGCCGUUGACCGCCAUCCUCACGUCGAGGUUCCUCAUCAAUUUGCAGAAGGUCAAGCGCAGGGUGGAAGACUCAUCUCGGUCGCUCUCCAAGGUAUCCGAGAUCGCGUUUCAGCCCUAUCACUCGGGGACUGCGGACGGUCCCAUCGAGUCAUCGCGGAUCCAGCAGUUGUCUCAUGAAGAUGAUACCGAAAAUGGUACCGGAGACGAUGUUGAAGAGCUGCCUUAG